Messenger RNA from Asparagus officinalis (garden asparagus), 1734 nucleotides. Its product is annotated as E3 ubiquitin-protein ligase makorin. The record is from RefSeq and is a predicted model, not a curated record. The transcript has 8 exons. NCBI's taxonomy places the organism in Eukaryota, Viridiplantae, Streptophyta, Magnoliopsida, Asparagales, Asparagaceae. The coding region runs from base 173 to 1312 and encodes 379 amino acids. Gene Ontology annotation, biological process: protein polyubiquitination. Gene Ontology annotation, molecular function: metal ion binding; ubiquitin protein ligase activity.
UGUGCUUUUAUAUUUUAUUUAUUUAUUUAUUUAUUCUGCUGCUGCCGCCUCCUGAGGCUCUCCAAUGCCCGAAAAGCCCUAGAAAUCUCUCUGCUCUCCUGCCAAGUCACAAUCAGGUCGCCGAAACGAAACCGAAACGAAACAUUCGAUUGAUUUCGUGUCGGUUCAUCCGAUGCCGUCCAGUCGUUUCCCUGCCGGAGAUCAGCCCAGGACCAAGGUUCUGUGUAAGUUCUUUUCACAUGGAGCAUGUUUGAAAGGGGAGCAUUGUGAGUUUUCACAUGAUUGGAAAGACCAGGCCAACAAUAUAUGCACCUUUUAUCAGAAAGGGGUGUGCUCUUACGGUAGCCGGUGCAGGUACGAACAUGUCAAAGUUUCUCGGCAUCAAACAUCUGCAUCGCCAUCAUCCCAUUCUCGCCCUCCUGUAGCAUCAGGUUCUGUUCAAGUAACUUCUGUUGUUUCCUUGAGCGGAGAGCUCAGGUCAGGUUUUAGCAGUCCCAUAGAGCAGUCAUCACUGAGUGGUUCUGUGUGCCCUCCUGUUGAAGCUGCCUGGUCACAGAAACAUGAUGCUUAUGCGCUUCCAGACAGUAUAGAUGGCCAUUAUGUGGCAUCUUCCAGUCUGGCUGACCAACCAAUCUGUUCAUUUGCUGCUGCUGGUAGUUGUCCUCAUGGAGAAAGAUGUCCUCACAUUCAUGGCGAUUUAUGUUCUAUCUGUGGAAAGCAUUGCUUACACCCAUAUAGGCCUGAUGAGAGAGAGGAUCAUAUUAGAACAUGCAAACAAAAUAGCAAACGUCUUGAAGCAUUAAGACGGAGUCAAGAGAUAGAAUGCAGCGUGUGUUUGGACCGUGUUCUUGCUAAACCCACAGCUGGAGAAAGGAAGUUUGGGUUGCUUUCGGAAUGUGACCAUCCUUUCUGCAUAUCAUGUAUCAGAAAUUGGCGUAGCAAUUCUCCAGCCUCUGGCAUGGAUGUCAACUCUGCAUUGAGGGCGUGUCCAAUAUGCAGAAAGCUAUCAUACUUUGUCAUUCCAAGUGUUAUUUGGUACUCUACACAGGAGGAAAAGCAAGAGAUAGUCAAUAGCUACAAAGACAAGCUCAAGUCUAUUGAUUGCAAAUACUUCGACUUCGGUAAUGGGACAUGUCCAUUUGGGACUAGCUGUUUCUACAAGCAUGCUUACAGAGAUGGGAGUUUAGAGCAAGUGGCACUGAGACACCUUGAUGCCGAAGAUGGAAACACUGUGAUUGCUAAAGAUAUUAGGCUCUCGGACUUUUUUAGCCGAUUAAACAUUGCAGGAGCAUAUGAUUCCUCUAUAAUUUAAUUGGUUAAUAAUAUGACCAGGGAUUAUGCUCUUUAUCCUUUCUGCAGAAUAAUUCUGCCUGGUCUCCUGCACAUCUACUUGGCAGCAUAUGUCACUGGUGAUGAGGUCAACUCUGGAAUGAAUAAUUCUUGAAGCCAAAACAAAACAACCAAAGGAGGGGCAGGCGUGCAUAAAUUUGGAGAUUGUAUUUAUGUUUAUUGAUAUCUUAAAAAAAUGCCAUACAGGUGAAAAAACAGAAAGAAACAAGCGAAGUUCAGAACAGGUUGAAUAAAAAAAGUAAAAUCAAGGAUGAGUGGGAGUGCAGAGCCUCUAGGGCCCUAUUUAUUUUGGUGGUUUUGUAACGAGUGUAUAUCAACUCUCCUCAUGCCAAAAUAGCGUGACUGGACGUUAAACAACAUGAAUACCAACCUUUAUUAUUAUUU